AAAAUAAAAAAGAAUCACAAAAAAAGUGAGGAAAAGAGAAAAAAAUUUGCAACUCAUGUAAAUUGAAAUUUAAAGCAAUUAAAAAAGUUGUGAAAGUGAAUUAAGAAAGUUCUCAAGUGUAUUAAUAUUCUAAUUACUGAAAUUCAAUAAAGCAAUUAUUCUUUCGCUUCUCCAAAACCUAAAUCUCUUCUCAACGUGCUACAUCAUAAAUUUUAUAUACAAAACGUGAAUUUAAUCGAAAAAAAAAAUUCUACAAAACAAAAAAAAUCCAAUCAGUUUUAUUGUAAAGAAAGCAAAGUAAAAAAAGCAAGUCAGCAAAAUGGCAGCAUUCGUGGCUAAACAAAUGGUCGGAAACAAGCUCAGCGCCGUUAAAGGAGCUGUUGGUGGUGAUGAAAAUAAUGAUGACGAUAAGGAGAAAGCAGAAGAAGAGGAGAGAGAACGACAAGAAGCAAUUCGGGAAGCUGAAGACCGCCGAAAAGAGAAGCAUCGUAAAAUGGAAGAAGAACGUGAAAAAAUGCGUCAGGAGAUAAGAGACAAAUACAACAUUAAAAAGAAGGAAGAAGUUGUGGAACAACUACCCCAAGAAGAGCCGAAUCCUCUGAUGCGAAAGAAGAAGACUCCAGAAGAGCUGGCAGCUGAAGCUGAAGCUGAGGAUCUGGACGACUUUACCAAAUUGAAAAAUUCAAUAGAAUCACAAGUGAACGAAUUAAAAACACAAAUCGAAAGCAAAUGUGUUAUGCAGUGAUAUGUUAAUUGUUAUUCAUUCAUAUUAUAAUGUUUUUAACAAUGAUGAUGAAAAAAAUGUUCAUUAAAAAAAUACAAAAAAAAAUGAUUAAUAAUGAGUUUAAUUCACAUGAAAAAAAAAUAUGCAAAAAAAAAUUCAC
Chironomus riparius is the source of this 884-nucleotide messenger RNA. NCBI's taxonomy places the organism in Eukaryota, Metazoa, Arthropoda, Insecta, Diptera, Chironomidae. The record is from the annotation of a GenBank genome assembly.